This is a messenger RNA of Ilex paraguariensis (yerba mate), 5122 nucleotides long. Lineage: Eukaryota; Viridiplantae; Streptophyta; Magnoliopsida; Aquifoliales; Aquifoliaceae. The record is from the annotation of a GenBank genome assembly.
AUCUGAUAAAAUUCUCCAUCCUUUUUUACUUAUUUUUAUGAUUUAAUUCUUGGUUUCAAUCUUCAUUCUGUUAUAUGAACUGGGUGUUUACUGUUUUUACGGCAACCACGUUGAUGUAUGUUUCUCUCUCUAUGUUAGGUGUUGCUGUCUGGUUUAAUGGAUCUCUCUCUGAAGCUAGUCAAUGUGGCUUUUUUCAUGCUGUUACUGACAUGGAUUAUGGUAGAUUUUCUGAAGCGGAGGAGGGAGGGUGGUGAUAAGGAGUUAAAACAUGGAGCAAGUGACAGAAAAUCUACAGUUUUUGCCAAGAUAACUGUUAUUUCCAAUGUCAUUAUAACCACGUUUCAUCUGGGGUUUUGUUUCUAUGAAUUCUGGAAGCUGAAAACCAUCAUUAUCGAAGCUGUCUUCCCCGCAAUGAACUGGACUUUAGCAUGUUUUAUUGCACUCUAUUCACUCAGCAGAACUCUUAGAGAACACAAAAGGUGGCCUCCAGUGCUUAUUCUCUGGUGGGUCUUUUCCAGUAUUUUUUAUUCACUUUUGGUCUUUCUUUAUCUCCUCACUCGUUUAAAAUCCAUACAAGUGCCAGAUUUUCUGCCAGAAGCUAAUAUUAUUGAUUUCGCUUCCUUCCCCUUGUCCAUUCUCCUAUGUUUCAAUGCUCUGCACAUUAAUUCUAACAAGAAACAGCAAGAACUUGAACAACCAUUACUUCGAAAAAAGGCAAACGAUGGUUGCAAAGAUGCCGAUGCUUUUUCUAGUGCUGGAAUUUGGAGCCGGGCUACGUUCAAGUGGCUUAAUCCUCUCUUCAAGAAGGGUCGUGUUAAAACACUCGAAAUACUCGAUGUACCUUCCAUUCCUAAAUCAGAAACAGCUGAUGAAGCAGCUUCGUCGUUACAAGAAUCACUUCGCAAACAGAAAGAUGAAACUUCAUCAUUGCCCAAUGCCAUAUUACAAGCUAUCUGGAGACCUCUGGCAAUCAAUGCAGUUUUUGCAGGAUUCAACACAAUUGCUUCCUAUAUUGGCCCCCUCUUAAUCACAAACUUUGUAAAUUUCUUAUCGGCAAAGCAUGAUCAUUCAAGCUGGCACCAUGGAGUGAUUCUUGCAGUCAUCUUUUUCUUGGCCAAGACAGUGGAGUCACUGUGCCAGAGACAAUGGUAUUUUGGUGCUCAGCGUAUUGGUACUCGAAUCCGUGCAGCUCUCAUAGUAUUGAUAUACAAGAAGUCUUUGACAAUCAAAUAUGGUGGUAUGAGCAAUGGCAAAGUCAUAAACUACAUCAACGUGGACGUUGAGAGGAUUGGAGAUUUCUGUCGGUACCUUCAUGGAGUUUGGUUGCUGCCAAUUCAGGUAAUUUUGGCCUUGACCAUUUUGUACAGGAAUCUUGGCUUUGCUCCCUCUAUUGCUGCUCUUUCGGCCACUAUUUUCGUGAUGGUGAGCAACACCCCACUGGCCAAUAUGCAAGAAAGGCUUCACAGCAAGAUAAUGGAAGCUAAGGACAGCAGAAUCAAAGCCACCUCAGAGACCUUGAGGAGCAUGAGAGUUUUGAAACUGCAUUCAUGGGAAUCCACCUUUCUGAAGAAACUCCUCAAACUUAGAGAAACUGAAAGAAGUUGGCUAAAGAAAUACCUCUAUACAUGUUCAGCUGUGGCUUUUCUGUUUUGGGCAUCACCAACCUUAGUCUCAGUGGUCACCUUUGGUGUUUGCAUAGUUUUAGGCACACCAUUAACAUCAGCUACUGUUCUCUCAGCUAUAGCAACUUUUCGAAUUUUACAGGAGCCCAUCAAUAAUCUGCCGGAGCUUAUCUCCGUGAUUGCUCAAACAAAGGUUUCACUUGAUCGGAUCCAAGAAUUCAUCAAAGGGAAAGAUCAGAAAAAAAUUAUUCACUGUCAGUCUGUAAAAGCAUCUGACGUUGCAAUUGAAAUUGAAACUGGAGAAUACACAUGGGAGACCAGUGGCUCAAGAUCGAAACUAUCCACAAUCAAGUUUACAGAGAAACUGAGAAUAAUGAAAGGUGACAGGGUAGCUGUAUGUGGCUCAGUUGGAUCAGGCAAAUCAAGCUUACUUUGCAGUAUACUUGGUGAGAUUCCAAGGAUUUCUGGGGGUGGAAUUAAAGUUUAUGGAUCAAAAGCAUUUGUCCCACAAAGUGCUUGGAUUCAGACUGGAACUAUCAGAGAAAAUGUGUUGUUUGGCAAGGAAAUGAACAAGGCCUUCUAUGAUCAAGUUGUAGAAGGAUGUGCCCUAAACCGUGAUAUUGAGAUGUGGGCUGAGGGAGAUUCAAGUGUUGUGGGGGAGAGAGGAAUGAACUUAAGUGGAGGACAAAAACAGAGGAUUCAACUAGCAAGGGCAAUCUAUAGUGAUUCAGAUAUUUAUUUGCUUGAUGAUCCUUUCAGUGCUGUUGAUGCACAUACGGGGGCUCAUAUGUUCAAGAAAUGUAUGAUGCAACUCUUGUAUGGGAAAACUGUUGUUUACGUCACUCAUCAGUUGGAAUUUCUCGAUGCUUCAGACCUUGUUUUGGUAAUGAAAGAUGGGAGGAUUGUUCAAUCUGGAAAGUAUCAAGAUUUGAUUGCAGAGUCUGAUGGUGAACUUGUUAGACAAAUGGCUGCCCACAGAAAAUAUCUAAAUCAUGUCAAGCCUCCUCCAGAAUGCAACUACUUAACAAACGGACACCAACAGCAGAGUAAAACUGAAGUUACCGAGAAUAAUUUUGAACACCACAUCAGCAAUGGUGACAGUCUCAUGGAGAAAACUCUACAAGAAGAAACAGAAACUGGCCGCGUGAAAUGGCAUGUCUACUCAAUAUUUGUCACUUCUGCAUAUAAAGGAGCUCUUGUUCCAGUUAUCCUUUUGUGUCAGGUUCUCUUCCAGGGACUGCAAAUGGCGAGCAAUUAUUGGAUUUCUUGGGCAGCAGCAGAAGAAGGCAGGGUUAGCAGAGAGCAGUUAAUUGGGAUAUUUGCUUUGAUGUCUGGUGGAAGCUCCAUGUUUAUUCUGGGCAGAGCAGUUUUGCUCUCAACCAUUGCCAUAGAGACUUCUCAGCGCCUCUUCCUUGGCAUGAUUACAUCAGUUUUCCGUGCACCCCUAUCGUUCUUUGAUUCCACGCCCUCAAGCCGAAUUCUCAACCGCUCUUCCACAGAUCAAAGCAUAGUGGACACAGAUAUUCCCUACAGAUUAGCUGGAUUAGUAUUUGCCCUUAUUCAGCUAUUGAGUAUCAUUCUCCUUAUGUCGCAAACUGCCUGGCAGGUCUUUUUUCUCUUCCUGGUUAUUCUGGCCAUCUCCAUACUGUAUCAGGAUUAUUACAUCACCACUGCUAGAGAACUAGCCAGGAUGAUUGGGAUACGAAAAGCUCCAAUCCUUCAUCAUUUUUCAGAGUCCAUUAGUGGGGCAGCAAUAGUUCGAUGCUUCAAUGAGGAAGUUCGCUUCUUGAAGAAUAUUUUAAGCCUCAUUGAUGCUUAUUCUUGUGUCUCUUUCCACAACUCUGCAACAAUGGAAUGGCUAUGCCUUCGAAUCAACUUUCUCUUCAAUCUUGUCGUCUUCCUUCUUCUUAUCAUCUUGGUGAACCUUCCAAAAUCAGCCAUUGACCCCAGCUUGGCAGGACUGGCAGCUACAUAUGGUUUGAACCUAAAUGUUCUCCAGGCUUGGGUUAUAUGGAACCUUUGCAAUGUAGAGAACAAAAUGAUCUCAGUAGAAAGAAUUCUUCAGUUCACAAACAUACCAAGUGAAGCACCACUCGUAAUUGAAAAUUUUAGACCGGAGCCUGAUUGGCCAACCAAUGGAAAAAUCGAGCUUGAAGAUCUCCAUGUCCAAUAUAGUCCUGCUCUCCCAAGAGUGCUGAAAGGAAUCACUUGCACCUUCCCGGGGGAAAAGAAAAUUGGUGUUGUGGGCAGAACUGGAAGUGGAAAGUCCACUCUGAUCCAAGCUCUCUUUAGGGUGGUGGAGCCCUCAGAAGGGCGGAUUCUGAUUGAUGGAGUAGAUAUUUCAAAUAUGGGAUUGCAGGAUUUGAGGUCUAGGUUGAGUAUAAUACCCCAAGACCCAACUUUAUUUCAAGGAACCAUGAGGACCAAUCUUGAUCCUCUGCAACAGUGCUCAGAUCAUGAAAUCUUGGAGGGAUAGUAGCGCAGGAUUCAAGGCUUCUUGAUGCACCAGUUGCAGAAGAUGGAGAAAACUGGAGUUUGGGACAAAGGCAGCUGGUAUGCCUGGCCAGGGUUCUGCUACAAAGGAGGAGAAUAUUAGUAUUGGAUGAGGCUACAGCCUCGGUGGAUACAGCGACAGACAACGUGAUUCAGAAGACAAUAAGAGAACAAACAAGCAGAUGCACAGUCAUAACAGUGGCCCAUCGGAUACCAACCGUUAUUGACAAUGACUUGGUUCUAGUUCUAGAUGAAGGCAGCGUUGUUGAGUAUGACUCCCCAGAUCGGUUGCUGAGGGAUAAUUCUUCCAAAUUUUCGAAGUUGGUAAGGGAAUUCUUGAAAAGAUCAUCUGAUAGUAAUCUUCAUUGGGAUCUUACUUGAAGCCAGUGUGGAGAUUGACUUGAAGCUCAAUCAUGUGCAAAGAUUCAAGAUAUACGAAAAAUAUUUCAGUGUCUCAAUCUGACAUUGUAGCAUCCACAAGUUUCUGACUCAUUGUUAAAAAUGAAGCACUGAGCAGCAACAACUCGAAUGACAACAAUAGCAGUGAUGAAAACUGCAAGAGCCCAUGAAGCAAACCUAACAGUAACCAGAAGAAUAUAAACGUUCUACUUCAAGACCACAUAUCCCGCCUUUCAGAAUCUCAAAAUGCUGAAGUGAUAUACCUCGGAAAGAAUAUAUGUAACACUCUUGUCUUGCUACGAAAAUUACAUGCAAAGAGUUUUCCCAACUAGUCUAGGUUGUCUACAAUCGUGCUACAAUAGUUUCAGACAGGAACCAUCAAUAUAUUUUGCCGUUGUCGCGAAUAUCAUUAAUUGUGCAUACGGAUUUUCAUUGCCAAGUGUGCUUUCAGUGGUUUUUACAGUUAAAUUUAAGAAUAGCUUCCUCGAUGAUGCUAAAACUUUAGACUAUAAUGACUUGGACAUUCUCAAGAGUCAAGAUUUACUUUCCUGAAGACAUUUACUUUCAUCUGGUUUGCAUGAUUUCAAUGUGCAGCAUGUGUAAUUGGG